Messenger RNA from Vicia villosa (hairy vetch), 852 nucleotides. RefSeq lists its product as uncharacterized. Bases 1 to 852 code for a protein of 283 amino acids. The record is from RefSeq and is a predicted model, not a curated record. NCBI's taxonomy places the organism in Eukaryota, Viridiplantae, Streptophyta, Magnoliopsida, Fabales, Fabaceae. The transcript is spliced from 2 exons.
AUGACAGAGGCUGGAGAUUUGGCGAACAAUGAGGAUAUAAGGAUGAAGUAUUUCCCAAGUUCUCUAACCAAGAAUGCUUUCACAUGGUUCACAACAUUACCACCAAGUUCUAAAGAUACUUGGUUCCGUUUGCUAAAAGCUAGAUGCUUUACAGUAGUGCCUGAACACGAAUUAGUCGAAAUGGCCACUGGAGGUUUAGAUUACUCUAUCAGGAAGAAAUUGGACACUCAAUAUCUGCGAGAUAUGGCCCAAUUGGCUGAUAGGGUUUGCCAGGUCAAAAGAUUAAAAGCUGAGAAGGCUAGGGCAAAUAAAAGCUAUAAUAAGGAGAGGGUCACCUACGUCGAAGUAGACGAAGGAGAACCAGAGAUCUCCGACGACCAAUAUGGUUUCGAAGACUGCGAAGUAGAUCUAGCCGAAUUAAAGGAAGCAGGCCCCUAUACAUGCAAGAUGAUCACACCAUCGAACGGAAAAAAUCUCGUUGAAAUUGAAAAGAAUGAUAAGUUUCCUAAGAAAACAUACACAUUCGACAUAACUAAAUGUGAUAAAAUAUUUGAUUUGCUUGUGAGAGAUGGCCAAAUGGUUUUGCCUCAUAACAUUAAAAUUCCUCCGUUAGAGCAACGGAAGAAGAGAGGCUACUGUAGAUACCAUAAUUUUUUAGGCCACAAAACCUCGCAGUGUUUUCUUUUCAGGGAUCUUAUUCAGAAUGCGAUCAAGGAAGGACGUAUGAAGUUUGCAGACAAAGGAAGAAAUCAAAUGAAGAUAGAUGCUAAUCCCCUUGAUAUUGCUGACACAAACUACAUUGAGCCUGUCGAGAUCAACAUGGUUGACACCGUCGAAGUUGGAGCAAGAUGA